This is a messenger RNA of Anolis sagrei ordinatus, 6509 nucleotides long. Its product is annotated as desmoglein-4-like. Gene Ontology annotation, molecular function: calcium ion binding. Gene Ontology annotation, cellular component: plasma membrane; desmosome. Lineage: Eukaryota; Metazoa; Chordata; Lepidosauria; Squamata; Anolidae. Gene Ontology annotation, biological process: homophilic cell-cell adhesion. The record is from RefSeq and is a predicted model, not a curated record.
CCUGCCCAGAAGUUUGGGUGUGGAAAUUCACAGUGUUAUACAGCAUCUUCAGUUCUAACUUGUGAGGAAGCCAAAGGAUCCUCCAAAGCCUGGCUGAAAGAACAUCUGUGCGCAGUGUCUUUUUAGAGGCACUGCCAUAAGGGAGGGAGGGAAGGGCUCAACAGUCUGGACUGUUAUUGUCCUUCUCUCGGAAUUAAGAGACAACACAUGCAAUGGACUGGCAUCCGUACAGAACAGCCGCUGUGCUGUUCAUUUUCAUGGUGUCUCUGGAAUUCUGCAUUGGUCGUUUCUAUGUUGAGGUGAAAGAAUGGGAUAAAAAUGGUGUGGAGAAAUUGAAAACCUAUCGGAGACAGAAACGAGAAUGGAUUAAAUUUGCGGCAGCCUGUAGAGAAGAAGAAGAUAAUUCAAAGAGAAAUCCAAUUGCCAGAAUCCGAUCAGAUUGUGAAGAAACACAACCAAUUAUAUACCGAAUAUCUGGAGUAGGGAUUGAUCAGCAUCCCUUUGGAGUUUUUGUCAUCAAUCAAAAGACGGGUGAAAUUAACAUAACAAAAAUAGUAGAUCGGGAGGCAAAUCCAAUAUUUACUAUUAAUUGUCAUGCUAUAAAUCCUAUAACUGGUCAAUCAGUGGAAACCCCACUUGAGCUUCGAGUUCGGGUUCUGGAUAUCAAUGACAAUCCACCAGUAUUUACGCAGGCCACGUUUUCAGGGUCAAUAGUAGAGAGCAGCAUGGAUAAUACAUUGGUGAUGAAAAUAACAGCUACAGAUGCUGAUGAGCCAAAUAACCUUAAUUCCAAAAUUGCCUACAAGAUUUUGAGUCAGACUCCUGGAGGUCCCUCAAAGUUUAUUUUGAAUGCUGCAAAUGGAGAACUUCACAUUGCAAAUAUCCUUGACAGAGAGGAAUCUGGUCAAUAUUCUCUGGUUGUGCAAGCUGCAGACAGGGAUGGAGGUCCAGAUGGAAUAUCAUCCGAAUGUUUAUGUCAAGUUUCUGUAGAAGAUGUAAAUGAUAACUUUCCAGUUCUUUCCCAGAGUUCGUAUUCUGUAACAAUCAUAGAAAAUUCCCUCAGUCAAGAUCUGCUGAGGAUACAAGUUGAAGAUGCAGAUCUAGCAAUGACAGAUAAUUGGUUUGCAGAAUUUUUCUUUAUCUCUGGAAAUGAAAACAACAACUUUGAAAUAGUACUUGACCAAGCAACUAAUCAGGGUAUCUUGAGAGUGAUAAAGGAAAUUGAUUACGAACAAUUUUCGAGCAUACCUCUGAGCAUUGGAGUACGGAAUAUAGCACCUUUCCACUAUUCAGUGGCUUCUCGGUAUCAAGCUCAUGGUACCCCAAUUAUAGUACAAGUAAGCAAUAUAAUAGAAGGACCAAGUUUUAAUCCAACUACAAUUACUGUUUCUGCAUCUGAAGGCUUAACAAGUGAAAAUAUACUUACUUACACCGUUGGAAAAUUUGAAGCCAUUGAUCAGGAUACUGGAAGGAUAGCCACAAAUGUACGCUAUGAGAUGGGGCAUGAUCCAGCUGCCUGGUUUAACAUUAACCCAACAACUGCUGAAAUCACAUUUAGCAAAGUGAUAGAUCGAGAGUCAAUCUAUGUAAUGAAUGGGGCAUACAGAGCAGAGGUACUUGCUAUUUGUAAAGAUGUUCCUUACAAAACAGCCACUGGAACCAUUGUGCUCACUAUUCAAGAUGUCAAUGAUAACUGCCCAAUUGUGACUGAUGAGAUCAGAAAAGUGUGUCUGGACAAUCCAUCAGUAGUGAUCACAGCUAAAGAUCUAGAUGACCAUCCAUAUGGACCACCUUUUAAAUUCACCAUAGUGGCUCAGUCUCCUGGAAGUUCAUGGACUAUCAGAGUAAUGAAUGAUACCUCUGCAGCACUGUUCAGCAAUGAUGUAGGGUUUUUCAUUCACGAAGUCCAAGUUAAAGUGUAUGACAACAGUGGCAGAAGCUGUGAAAGGCCACUGGUGGUUCCUUUGCAAGCUUGCCAUUGUGAUCGCAAUGCAAUGUGUAUCAAUGGUGCUACUCAGAGAAUCAGAGUUACCAUUGUUGGUGGUGGAGCUGCAGGUGGAGGUGGUGGAGCUGGUGGUGGUGGUAUGGGUGGAGGUGGUGGAGCUGCUGGUGGUGGUAUGGGUGGAGGUGGUGGAGCUGGAGGUGGCGGUAUGACUGGAGGUGGAGGAGCUGGAGGUGGUGGUAUGACUGGAGGUGGUGGAGCUGGAGGUGGUGGUAUGACUGGAGGUGGUGGAGCUGGAGGUGGUGGAGCUGGAGGUGGUGGCAUGGGUGGAGGUGGUGGAGCUGGAGGUGGUGGUAUGGGUGGAGGUGGGGGAGCUGGAGGUGGUGGAGCUGGAGGUGGUGGAACAGGUGGUGGUGGAUGGGGUGGUGGUGGUGGUGGUGCUGGUGAUUAUUAUGAUGGUGCAGGUGGUGAUGGUGACAUUGAUAGUGGCAGAAUCACUGAUGGAGGUUAUGACAAUGGUGAUACUUAUGCUCCUGGAGUAGGUGUAGAAAGAGAAGGCGGAGGAUUUGCACUUAGUCCUGCUGCCAUUUUUCUGAUGUUUCUUGGAGGAUUAAUAUUUGUGCUGGUUCCAAUUCUGAUGUCACAAAGCAACUGUUGUCGCUAUUGCAAAUCUCGCCCUGUUGGUGGAGUUGGCGCUGGAUUUGAGCCUGUGCCUGAAUGUACAGAAGGAGCUAUACAUUCAUGGGGUAUUGAAGGAGCACAGCCAGAAGAUCGGGAUGUUUCGAAUAUCUGUGUGACAGGAACAACUAAAGGUGACUUUGGUGAUUCCUCAGAUAUCUAUACAACUAAAUAUGAUGGAGGAAUGGUGAGCAGAGAAGAAACAACAGGACUUGGAGCAGUUAAAGGCUAUGGACAAACUGUAGGCUAUGAAACAACUACAGGCUAUGGAACAACAGGAAGAACAAAAGAAACCUAUGGAGGAACAAUAAAAGAAUACAGGGAAAGCGGCGUGAACAUGGCUUUCCUAGACAGCUACUUUUCUGAGAAAGCAUUUGCUUAUGCUGAUGAAGAUGAAGGCAGACCUGCAAAUGACUGUCUCCUGAUAUACGAUCAUGAAGGCAUAGGAACUCCAGUUGGUUCAAUUGGCUGUUGCAGUUUUAUAGGAGAUGACCUGGAUGACACUUAUCUGGAGACACUGGGACCCAAGUUUAAAACCUUGGCAGAAAUCUGUUUGGGUAUAGAAAUUGAGCCAUUCCCUGAUCCCAAUGCACCUUGGCCAUCUCUGCCCAAUCCUGAAAUUGAGCUAAACCUGCCACCACCUGGAACAACCAUUGUUGUGAAUACAUCUCCCCCAGUGCCUCCCCCAACUAAUAUUGGUAGCACAACAGUUGUUACGGAAAACACCUACACAACAUCCUCUGUACAGCCACCAAGACCUAUGCCCGACCCUGUGCUCCAUGGCAAUGUAGUGGUAACUGAGACCUACACAUCUAUGCCCAAACUAAAGCCUCCCACACUUAACAUCGAUUCUCUGCAUGGAUCAAAUGUUCUAGUGACAGAAAGGGUACUUGCUCCUGCUCCAGUCCCUGAUUUGCAUGGCAUGAUAGAUAUCCCUGAGCUGCCAGAUGGGUCAAAUGUAGUAGUCACAGAAAGAGUCAUUGCUCCAAAUGCAAGGAUACCUCCUUCUAUGAAUAUUCCUGAUAUGGCUGAUGGGUCAAAUGUAGUUGUAACAGAACGAGUGAUUCGACCUGCCACUAGCAUGCAGGGCAACCUGGGCAUUCCUCCUGAAUUUGCAGGUGCACAUAAUGUGGUUGUUACAGAGCGAGUGGUUUCUGGAGCAGGAGUGAGCGGUGGCAUUGGCAAUAUGGGUAUGAUGCCUGGGUCUGGUAUGAGUGGUGGAGCUGGCAAUAUGAGUAUGAUGUCCGGGGCUGGUAUGAGCAGUGUUGGAGGUCUGGGUCCAAUGCUUGGCCCCGAUAACCUCCUUAGCCAAACAAUGGGAUCAGCGUCUCCUGCUACAGCUCGAAGAAGAGUAACAAAGUACAGCACUAUACAGUAUUCUAACCAGUAAGGCUGCAUGCAAUUGCACAUAAUUGAGAAAGUUCUUUUCUUUUUUAGAUUUGCCACCAUACCACAUUUUUAUAUUUAUACGUAGCAAAUCACAUUAUGGAAGAAAAAUGAAUUACUCUUGUCUAAAAAAAGAAUCUCAUAAAGCUAUCCAUUUCCAAAAGGCACUGAAAGUAUAGGAAAACUCUGAUGUUGUCUUUUUGUCAAUGUACUUAAAUGCUAAUACUACUGGCACAGUAUUUUUUAUAUAUAUACUUGAUGCUGAAGAGCAUAACUGGCCUACCACAUUAUUUUUCUAUAGUCAUCUAGCAAAAGCACACAUUAUUUGCUGUCCUUGUUUUGUUGUCAUUGUUACCUCCUCUCUUUUUAUUAUUUUUUUUCAAGAAAGACAAAAAACAGAAUUAUGCUCAAAGCAGCUUGACAGAACAGUCUGAGCUGUUUCUUUCCAUUCCAUUACUUGCCCUAUUUUAUGCUGUUUCUUUCCAUUCCAUUACUUGCCCUAUUUUAUGCAAACCACAUAGAAUCAGUUUGAGGUCGUGAUUCCAAAUGUAACACACAGUUCAGUUUUCUUGUGAAGCUCGCUACCUGGUCAGCACAAGACAGCAAAAUGACAUCAGAGCUGGGGGAAGACAAGAACAAAAUUUAGAGGAAUUUUGCCCACUGAUUCUGUGUUGUUACAAGUAGUUAAUGCAGAAGACCUUUACAGAAACAACACAGUCGAAUAUUACAUGUCAUGUCAUUUUUUAUGAAUGGUGAGUGAGGCCUUCCAUUUAAGUCCUAUUGUACAUCAUCAAUUCUUAACAUUACCUGACUUUAAGGCCUUUCUUACAGAAACCUUUGAAUUCAAACCUUUCUCAGUUCACCACAGAUACUACCUUUGACAUGGAACUCUUCACUCUAUUAAUGCAUAACCAGUUUCUCAAUUUAUGCAAAGUAUUACAAAGCAGUCUCCUUUAUUAUAGAGUUUACUUGAUCUAGUAUAUUGAUUGAAAAGAAAAGAAAAAAUCAAUCUAUUUAGAAGAAAUGAUAGAAUUGGUUUCAAAACAAGAGCACAUCGAUAGUGCAAGAAGGGUCACAGAUGUAAAUAGUAUUGAUUCUUGAAAGUAACUUGAAACUACCUUACUAAAUUUGUAUUUUUAGAACUGUACGAUAACAUUUCUGCUUAAAUGCAUUGCUAUAAAAUACUUCGUUGAAACUAGGAAUAAGCUCCUUUGAAGUCAAUAGGAUUUAUGUAAAAGUAUGCCUGGGUCUCGCACAAAGCAAACUUCAAAUUGCACACAUUCUUUAAUUGCAUUGAACUGCAUUAUCUAGGUCUACAGUGACUCAUGUAAUGCAGUUACAAACAAUAUGGAUCCAGCCUUCAUGUCCUACUACUUAAAUUGCAUUUUAAAAAGCAAAUAUAUUGGCCAGAAACCAGAGCUGCUUCAAGGUUUGCCCAAGGAGCUUAGAUAUACCCAUAGUUAAACAAAUAUAGGAUACGAUAUCCAAUUGCUUUCAGAUAGACUCUGCCAUGUGGCAAAGUAUUCUAAUGUUGUAGGGAAACAAGUCCAAAGCCUAACUGGGCAUGCAAAUUUGGAAUUGCUAUUUUUUGUAGAAUUCUGGGACUUGUUGCCCAAAAAGUAACUUCCUCUCAGAUGUAACUGUCCCAAGUUCUAAUAUUUUUGGGUUCCAAACCUACAUAUUUUAACUCUGCAUCACAUUUAAACUGAAUGAAAUGCAAUACAGACAGCAUUUUCUGUUAGUCAUUGAAGACAAAGAUUUUCUCUGUCACCAAACUAUAACAGUCUGUGCUUAUGAUAUCUUCAGUGUUUUUGAUAGGUAUCUACAGAAAUUUAAGGAAAUUAAGAUGCUUUUGACUACUUCAGGCUGCUCCCUAUGUUCUAUUCCCCUUUUUAAAAAAAUUGUGUAUAAAGGGACAUCCAGAAAAUGGCUGUCAGAAAAACGAUGGAUAAAGAGAAAACUUAUUUCAAUCACAUCCGCAGCUAUCUUAUCAAGUGGUCAUAACUUUUCUAGCAUUGCAAGCAGUUUCCUGCUGCUUACACAUUCUUUAAUCAUGAGUAAGGCAAUGUAACUGUAGAAGAGGUUCAUAAUUCUUUGGAACCUUUCAGUUUCAAGUCCUCGAAGUCCUGAAAGGCUUCUCUGCACAAGAGUAUAUCAGUAAAUUUAUUCAAAUUUAAAUGUAAUAGUUUCACACAAAGAAUCCUGGAAAUUAUUGCUUGAAAAUUGGCUACUGGACAUUUGUCAGUAGUAGCCAGAGUCAUAUUAAGAAUAUAUCCAAUGAACUCAAUCAGACAUGAUGAUAAAUCUAACUCUAAAUUGAUUUUAAUGGGUCCUAGAUAUGAAAAAAGCAAAGAUCUGAACCAUUAUAUUUAAAAAUUUUACCUGGUUGUUGAUCUCAAUUUGGUUGUAGGUAUAAACAUUAAUUACCAUUGCUUUUGAACAAACCAGCAAUUAAAUUCCUCAUUCCAAUGAAGUGCCACUUGUUUCCUUCUGAAAAUGUUUU